Messenger RNA from Pleurotus ostreatus (oyster mushroom), 981 nucleotides. RefSeq lists its product as uncharacterized. The record is from RefSeq and is a predicted model, not a curated record. Gene Ontology annotation, cellular component: mitochondrion. NCBI's taxonomy places the organism in Eukaryota, Fungi, Basidiomycota, Agaricomycetes, Agaricales, Pleurotaceae. The coding region runs from base 1 to 981 and encodes 326 amino acids. The transcript has 4 exons. Gene Ontology annotation, molecular function: pyrimidine nucleotide transmembrane transporter activity. Gene Ontology annotation, biological process: pyrimidine nucleotide import into mitochondrion.
AUGGCAGAUGCUGCAAGCUCGAAUUCAACUUCAUUACUUCCUGCAAAGUCGUGGCAGCACUUCCUUGCUGGAGGUUUAGGUGGCAUGUGCGGGGCUAUUGUCACUAGCCCAUUUGACGUGGUGAAAACGCGCCUACAGUCUAGCCUCUUUCGUGACAAACAACCCGCAAUCGGGAUGGCUACGGGGAACGGAACCUGUGGGUUGGUCGUUGGGCCACCAAGGUCGGGGCUCAUGUAUAACUUUGUCGAAACGGGCUACAUUCUCCGAGAUAUCUACCGAGAGGAGUCUCCGCGGGCUCUUUUCAAGGGGUUAGGCCCAACACUUGUCGGUGUCAUACCCGCGCGUUCCAUCAACUUCUUCGUAUACGGUAACGGCAAACAAAUUAUAGCCAACAAUUUCAACCACGGGGAGGAGAAUUCAUACGUGCACCUUGCCGCUGCUGCGGUCGCAGGGAUCGCAACGGGGACUGCGACGAAUCCGAUUUGGGUUGUAAAGACGCGACUGCAGCUCUCACAGGAGGGCGGCGCGCGAGUUGUUGGAGGAAGCUGGGCAACGAUCAAGGAUAUCCUGCGGAAUGAGGGGAUACGAGGGUUCUACAAGGGUCUCAGCGCGAGCUACUUGGGGGUCACGGAAGGGACGAUACAGUGGGUGCUGUAUGAAAAGUUGAAGAAGAUGAGCGCCGCCACCGAGGGUCAGGGUGGUAUCCAGGAGUGGCUUGGGAUGCUGGGGAGUGCUGGGACGGCGAAGUGUGUCGCCAGUCUCAUCACGUAUCCACAUGAAGUCCUAAGGACGCGUUUGCGACAGCCUAGCGUCAACGGUGUUGUCAAGUACACGGGCUUGCUGCAGACGCUCCGUCUGGUGAUAGCGGAGGAAGGGGCCCGCUCCAUGUACGGUGGUCUGAGUGCACAUCUGAUGCGCGUCGUUCCCAACGCUGCCGUGAUGUACUCAAUAUAUGAGGGCAUUCUGCGGUGGGGAAGUUAG